Molecule: messenger RNA, 1206 nt
Organism: Fonsecaea multimorphosa CBS 102226
Lineage: Eukaryota; Fungi; Ascomycota; Eurotiomycetes; Chaetothyriales; Herpotrichiellaceae
Exons: 1
Coding region: 1-1206 (401 amino acids)
Biological process (GO): tRNA splicing, via endonucleolytic cleavage and ligation
Molecular function (GO): tRNA 2'-phosphotransferase activity
Source: RefSeq, a predicted model, not a curated record
AUGCCAGGCCGCGGACGUGGCGGUGGCCGGGGCGGUGGGUUCCGCCACGACUCGAUGCCUCGCUCGGUGCUGGUCUCAAAGGCCCUCACCCGCCUGCUGCGCCAUGCGGCCGUGGAGGAACGCAUCCCCAUUGACAACCACGGAUACGUGCGGAUGGACCACUUGCUGGGUUGGCAGAGGCUGCGCAACAUGAAGCCGCCCGUGACGAUGGCCGAGGUCGUGGAGGCUGUGCAGGAGAGUGAUAAGAAGAGGUUCGCGAUGAAGUAUGUCGGUGCUGGUCACGGAGAAGGGGGUAUCGAGGGUACCGAGGGCGGAGUAGUCCAGGUAGAAGAGGAAGAGACCAUCGAGGCAGAGACCACUCAACCAGAACCGGAAACGGAAACAGAAACGGAGACGCAGCGCGCAAUCUCGACCUUUGAGUCUGACCAGGCAGCGGCGGCGGCCGACACGAGGAGGUUCUUCAUCCGCGCCACGCAGGGCCACAGCAUGAAGACCGUCGAGGCCGAAAACUUACUGACGCCCAUCACACUCGACGACCCGGCCACCAUCCCGGACACGGUCGUGCACGGCACCUUCUACGGCGCGUGGGACCGGAUCCUGGCAAGUGGCGGGCUGAAGAGCAUGUCGCGGAAUCACGUCCAUUUCGCCUCGGGCCCGGCGUUGGCGGAAGUCUUACCAGCAGCCGUCGCGGACGACGUGGAUGACGACGACGACGACACGACCCAAUGGAAACGCAAGCCGGGGACCUCCUCGAAUAAUCUGGGUGCGUUGCUCGGCAAGAACAAGGUCAUCAGCGGCAUGCGAAGCGACGCCCAGAUCCUCAUCUACAUCGACAUCCGGAAGGCCUUGGCCGAGGCACCGGCCAUGAAAUGGUGGCGGAGCGAGAAUGGCGUUAUCCUCUCGGAAGGCGUAGCUUCUACUACUACUUCUACUACUACUACUGUUGCUGGUGCUGGUGCUGGUGGCGAUGGUGCUGAAGCAGACACGGCCGAGGACACCACGGCAAAAGAGACACCGAAACUCGUGCCCAUCUCGUACUUCCUCGCCGCCGUCGAGGUCAAGCAGGGGAUUGGUCUGCUUUGGGAGGCCGGCAGGGGACAAGUCCACGAACUGCCCGAACAGUUGCGCUCGAGGGCCGUGCCGCGAGGGAAAGGAGAGGCUGGGCCCAGAGGGAGACAGAGAGGGAGAGGGAGAGAGAAAGGGUAG